AUGCCACCAUCACUGACUUCGCAUCUCAUCCAUCUCGAUCCUUUGGCACUGAAGCUGGCAACUCAACAUCCUUUCCUCGAAGCUGCUGCCACGAAGUCACUACCUGUGGAUCAGCUCAAAGCAUGGCUCGCGCAAGAUCGCCUUUAUGCACUAUCGUACACCAAUUUCAUCGGUAGUCUGAUCGCAAAAACUCCCAUCCCGACCACUUCCGAUCGCGAAACGACGCUUGAAUGGCGAGCGGCGGACUUGCUGAUCGACUGUCUGAACAAUAUCAGGACCGAGAUUAAGCUUUUCGAGGAGACCGCUUCAAGCGAAGGCUGGCUCGAGGAGAUCUCGGACGUCCAUCCCAAUGUUCACACAAGAGCAUACCAGGACCUAUUCGCAGGCGCAGCUGCGCCCCAGAAACCGCUGAUCGUCGGCCUAGCCGUACUGUGGGCUACAGAGGAAUGCUAUCUACGUGCCUGGUCAUAUGCCAAGUCAAAGAUCGAUUUGAGCCUGUCUAGUAAAGAGAAGGACGUGAUGCAACGAACAUUCGUGCCCAAUUGGAGCAGCCCAGAGUUCCAGGCAUUGGUCAGGAGGAUCGGUGGCUUAUUGAACAAAUUCGGCAGCGAAAGAGCCGAAGAGGAUAGUUGGGAAUGGCAGGAGUGCGAGCAUGCGUUUCGACAAGUGUUGAAAGUCGAAAAGGAAUUUUGGCCGGAUGUGAAGGCUGUCAAGUUUCAUCCCGAUGCGAAGACGCACAGCAAAGACGACAGAAAAGUCGUCAAUGAGAUAUAA
Messenger RNA from Recurvomyces mirabilis, 774 nucleotides. RefSeq lists its product as uncharacterized. The coding region runs from base 1 to 774 and encodes 257 amino acids. The record is from RefSeq and is a predicted model, not a curated record. Lineage: Eukaryota; Fungi; Ascomycota; Dothideomycetes; Mycosphaerellales; Teratosphaeriaceae. The transcript has a single exon.